GGGGUUCACGUUAAAUAACUGGCCUCGUAGGUUCCGUUUAAAGAGGAAGAAGAGAAAGCAUUGAGUUGAGGAAUGAAGUAGCAUAGCACAGCAAUAGCAUUAAUCAUCAUCUGUUCUGCGUUGCUAUGGAUAUCAUCUUCUCCGUUACUUUUCUAUUACAGGUGUUCCUACUCUCUUCUUCGCCUGCUGCCUCACAACGUGAAACCUAUAGGGCUAAGCAUUCUGAAGAAUACUGCGCAAUGUAUGAUAUUUGCGGUCAACGCAGUGAUGGCAAGGCUCUCAAUUGCCCAUAUGGUUCCCCUUCUGUCAAGCCUGAUGACCUACUGUCUGCCAAAAUUCAAAGUUUGUGCCCCACCAUAACUGGAAAUGUUUGUUGUACGGCGGAUCAGUUUGACACACUAAGAGUCCAGGUUCAACAGGCAGUACCAAUUCUAGUGGGCUGUCCAGCAUGCUUGAGGAAUUUUCUGAAUCUUUUUUGUGAACUUUCUUGCUCUCCUAAUCAGAGUUUAUUCAUCAACGUGACGUCUAUUUCUGAGGUUGAUGGUAAUACGACUGUGGAUGGCAUUGAUUAUCACUUAACUGAAACUUUUGGACAAGGUCUAUAUGAAUCAUGUAAGGAUGUAAAGUUUGGGACAAUGAAUACAAGGGCCAUAGAUUUUGUUGGGGCUGGAGCUAGCAAUUUUAAAGAGUGGGCUGAAUUUCUUGGUCAGAAAGUUCCUCCUGGUUUUCCUGGUUCUCCGUAUUCUAUACUUUUUAAGACAGCCAUUCUUGACUCUUCUCCUAUGAAACUUAUGAAUGCAUCUGUAUAUUCAUGUAAUGACACUUCGCUGGGCUGCUCUUGUGGUGAUUGUCCUUCAUCACCUGUUUGCUCGGGUUCAGAACCUUCUCCACCCAGAAAAGAUCCCUGCUCCAUUGGAAUUGGAUCUCUAAAGGUCAGAUGUGUAGAUUUUUCAAUAGCUAUCUUGUACAUUGUAUUGGUUUUUGUGUUGUUUGGGUGGGCAUUGCUGCAAAGGACAAGAGGAAGGAGGAGACUUGGAUCCAGUGCGGAACCCUUAUUGGAUGAUAUGGUUGGUGAAGGGAGUAGUUUUGCUAACCUCCCAAAGGAUGGAACUCAUCCUGCAGAGGUGCAAUGGAUAGAUCCUCAAGGGCAGAAUGUGGUGCAAUUUUCUUUUGUUCAAGGAUGCCUGUCCAGCUUUUACAGGACAUAUGGAAGGUGGGCCGCUAGAAAACCCACAAUUGUUCUUUGUUCCUCAUUGGCAAUUGUUGUUUUGCUUUGUUUGGGUCUGCUUCGUUUUGAGGUGGAGACCCGGCCUGAGAAGUUAUGGGUUGGUCCCGGGAGUAAGGCAGCUGAAGAGAAAGAGUUUUUUGAUAGCCACCUUGCUCCAUUCUACAGAAUAGAACAGCUCAUAAUAGCGACAAUCCCUGAAUCUAAGCAUGGCAAGCCACCAAGUAUCAUAACUGAAGAAAAUAUUGAAUUGCUUUUCGAAAUACAGGAAAAGGUUGAUGGAAUUCGUGCAAAUUAUUCUGGUUUUUUAGUAUCUCUGAGUGACAUUUGCUUGAAGCCUUUAGGCGAUGACUGUGCCACUCAAAGCAUUUUGCAGUAUUUUCAAAUGGACCCUGACAAUUAUGACAACUAUGGAGGUGUUGAACAUGCUGAGUAUUGUUUUCAGCAUUACACUUCCACUGAAACAUGCUUUAGUGCAUUUAAGGCUCCCCUUGAACCAACUACUGCCUUAGGAGGGUUUUCUGGAAACAAUUAUUCUGAGGCUUCUGCAUUUGUUAUCACGUACCCUGUCAAUAAUGCAAUUACAAAAGUUGGGGGUGAGAAUGGGAAGGCAAUAGCUUGGGAAAAAGCAUUCAUCCAGUUAGCUAAGGACGAAUUGCUGCCAAUGGUGCAAUCUAGCAAUCUUACCUUGUCAUUUUCAACUGAAAGUUCAAUUGAGGAAGAACUAAAGAGAGAAAGCACUGCAGAUGUCAUAACAAUACUCGUGAGCUAUAUUGUAAUGUUUGCUUAUAUAUCGGUGACCUUGGGAGAUACACCACCUCAUCCAUCUUUUUUCUUCCUCUCGUCCAAGGUAUUGCUUGGUCUUUUGGGGGUUUUGCUUGUUAUGCUUUCUGUCCUUGGAUCAGUUGGAUUUUUCAGUGCUAUUGGAGUAAAAUCGACACUAAUCAUAAUGGAGGUCAUACCUUUUCUGGUUUUAGCUGUUGGUGUUGAUAACAUGUGUAUAAUCGUAGAUGCUGUGAAACGGCAACCCUCAGGUUUACCAGUAGAGGAACAAAUAAGCAAUGCAAUGGGUGAAGUUGGACCUUCGAUAACACUAGCCAGCUUAUCAGAGAUUCUAGCAUUUGCUGUAGGAUCAUUUGUUUCUAUGCCAGCAUGCCGUGUUUUCUCCAUGAUUGCAGCUUUGGCGGUUCUACUGGACUUCCUUCUACAGAUUACUGCUUUUGUAGCUUUGGUUACAUUAGACUUUAUGAGGGCCAAGGAUAAUAGGAUUGACUGCUUUCCAUGUGUGAAGUUGAAUCCGCCCUCUGCGGAGCAGAAUGAAGGUAUUAGGCUAGAAAGAGAUGGAUUACUGACACGAUAUAUGAAGGAGGUUCAUGCACCAUUUCUUGGACUAUGGGGAGUUAAAAUCUUGGUCAUUGCCGUAUUUGCUGCAUUUACCUUAGCAAGCAUUGCAUUAUGCACAAGAAUUGAAGCUGGUCUUGAGCAGCAGAUUGCUCUUCCACGGGAUUCCUACCUUCAGGGUUAUUUCAGUAACAUAUCUGAGUACCUUAGAGUUGGACCACCCUUAUAUUUUGUUGUAAAGGAUUACAACUACAGUUUGGAAUCCAAACACACAAACCAGCUAUGCUCCAUUAGCCACUGUGAUUCAAAUUCUCUUUUAAAUGAGAUAUCUAGAGCAUCAUUAGUGCCAACAUCAAGCUACAUAGCCAAACCAGCUGCCUCAUGGCUUGAUGAUUUUCUUGUAUGGAUAUCACCUGAAGCUUUUAGUUGCUGUCGAAAAUUCACAAAUGACUCUUAUUGUCCACCUGAUGAUCAGCCACCUUGCUGUUUACCAGAUGAAGGGCCAUGUGGGUUGGGUGGAGUGUGCAAAGACUGUACAACAUGUUUCCGCCACUCGGAUUUGGUUAAUGAUCGUCCAUCUACAGCACAGUUCAGAGAGAAGCUUCCCUGGUUUCUUGAUGCACUGCCAUCAGCUGAUUGUGCAAAGGGUGGCCAUGGAGCUUACACCAACAGUGUAGAUCUGAAUGGUUAUGAGGGGGGUGUCAUCCAAGCUUCUGAGUUCCGUACUUAUCACACACCACUUAAUAGACAAGGUGACUAUGUUAAUGCAAUACGAGCUGCAAGGGACUUUUCGGCAAUAAUUUCUUCGUCUUUAAAGAUGGAUAUUUUUCCGUACUCAGUGUUUUAUAUCUUCUUUGAACAAUACCUGGAUAUAUGGAAGUUAGCCCUGAUCAACAUUACCGUAGCACUAGGUGCUAUUUUUGUUGUCUGUCUGAUCAUCACAUCCAGCGUGUGGAGUUCAGCAAUCUUAUUACUUGUUCUGAUCAUGAUAAUUUUGGACCUCAUGGGUGUAAUGGCAAUUUUGGGUAUUCAACUCAAUGCGGUGUCUGUUGUAAACCUUAUUAUGUCAAUAGGAAUUGCUGUGGAGUUCUGUGUGCAUAUAGUACAUGCAUUCAUGGUAAGCUUGGGGGAUAGGAGCCAACGAGCAAAGACAGCAUUGUGUACCAUGGGGGCUUCUGUAUUCAGUGGAAUCACACUUACAAAAUUAGUCGGAGUCCUCGUCCUUUGCUUCUCAACAUCAGAAAUUUUUGUGGUGUAUUACUUCCAGAUGUAUCUGGCCUUGGUUAUCAUUGGCUUCUUACACGGUCUUGUGUUUCUACCUGUGGUAUUGAGCUUGUUUGGUCCUCCGUUAAGAUAUAGUCAUUAAGGAGCAGCUAGAAGACAUGCCUUCUGCUUCAUCAGAACAGCCUCUAAUUAGAUGAAAGUUAGAUUUUAAUUACGCUGAUCACAUACUUAAUGAACAAGAAAAAAUGUUUUGAUUAUAGAGGAUUAAUAGUAUCUUUUGACUUUUAGAUUGAGAAAGUUCAUUGCUUAUAUAUCUGAACAUGGUCACGGAGAAACUCUGCCAGUUUUUAGUCAUUUCUGAUGUUUGGAAGGUUUGAUCAUCAGAGUUACUGUGUAUAUAAUGCCGAGAACAUUUCCUGAUAUUUGAAGCAAAUAUACCUUUAUAAUUAUUAAUAUACUUCUGUUUUUUUUU
Glycine soja is the source of this 4262-nucleotide messenger RNA. RefSeq names its product NPC intracellular cholesterol transporter 1-like. The transcript is spliced from 39 exons. The coding region runs from base 126 to 3932 and encodes 1268 amino acids. The record is from RefSeq and is a predicted model, not a curated record. Gene Ontology annotation, cellular component: membrane. Lineage: Eukaryota; Viridiplantae; Streptophyta; Magnoliopsida; Fabales; Fabaceae. Gene Ontology annotation, molecular function: lipid carrier activity.